UGGAAGAAGUCUUCAGGCAACAUGACGCAUCAGCUCAGCGGCUCUCCGUUCCUCAGGCCCUUUUUUCUCAAGGCACCGGUCAGAGGGGUCAGUCCUCUGAGGCAGAGGCGACACACACUCCCGGCCAGCGAGUUCCGGAACCUCACGCCACAGGACGCCAUCAGCGUGUUCGAAAUCGAGAGGGAAGCGUUCGUCUCUGUGUCAGGAGAGUGUCCCCUCACCCUGGACGAGGUCCUGACCUUCCUGGGCCAGUGUCCUGAGCUGUCCCUGGGCUGGUUUGAGGAGGGCCAGCUUGUCGCGUUCAUCAUCGGCUCUGGCUGGGACAAAGAGCGUCUUUCACAGGAGGCCAUGACUCAACACAUCCCAGGCAGCUCCACCGUACACAUCCACGUGCUGUCCGUGCACCGCCACUGUCGCCAGCAGGGCAAAGGCUCCAUCCUGUUGUGGCGCUACCUGCAGUAUCUGCGCUGCAUGCCGGGCCUCCGAAGAGCCGUCUUGAUCUGUGAGGACUUUUUGGUACCUUUCUACCGCAAGGCCGGUUUCAAGGAGAGAGGCCCAUCAGCCAUCACUGUCUCCAACAUGCACUUCCAAGAGAUGGAGUACCUUCUCCGUGGACAGGCGUACACGCGAAGAAACAGCGGCUGCUAGUCUCACAGUCUGGACUGAGAACACCACACUCAAUCCUACUCAAAAAGGUCUUUUUCUGAUGUAAAUACUGAUUCUUUUUGUUACCAACAUGAGACUCUUUUCAUAAAUAACGUCAGUGGAAUGCAGAAUUAAAAGCCCAUUGGCGAGAUGAAAAGUCGACAGCAUUUUGUCUACAUUUUUUACUGUUGUUCUCAGUUACAUGUGAAUAGACAGGUAGUUAAAACACUACCAGGUUCAAAAACAAUCUUCACUUCUUGAGAAGCC
Molecule: messenger RNA, 912 nt
Organism: Synchiropus splendidus (mandarinfish)
Lineage: Eukaryota; Metazoa; Chordata; Actinopteri; Syngnathiformes; Callionymidae
Gene: aanat2
Product: arylalkylamine N-acetyltransferase 2
Exons: 3
Coding region: 22-648 (208 amino acids)
Biological process (GO): circadian rhythm; response to light stimulus
Cellular component (GO): cytoplasm
Molecular function (GO): aralkylamine N-acetyltransferase activity
Source: RefSeq, a predicted model, not a curated record